Messenger RNA from Staurois parvus, 396 nucleotides. Lineage: Eukaryota; Metazoa; Chordata; Amphibia; Anura; Ranidae. The record is from the annotation of a GenBank genome assembly.
CAGCAGCAAUGGGAGGCCACACAGCACCCUAUGACAAAAUGGAACCCACCAGCAGUGUGAGGAGACCUGAAAGUGGCACAUGGCAGAGUGUGGCGAUGGAGACAGCAGCAAUGGGAGGCCGUACAGGGACCCAUGACACACUCUGGACCUGGCAGCAGCAUGAGGAGGCGGUACAGGGGCCCACGACAGAUUACGGGCCUGGCAGCAGCAUGAGGAGUCGGCGGUACAGGGGCCCAUGGCAGAGUGGCGGAGCGUAAGCAGCUAAAAUUGAAGGCCAUACAGAGGCCUAUGUUAAAAAGUCCCCCCAGCAGCAGCGUGGGGAGACCACUAUCAAGAGUCCAAUGGCAGAGUGGCGGAGCAGAAGCAGCUUCAAUUGAAGGCCAUACACAGGCCUAG